Molecule: messenger RNA, 3422 nt
Organism: Daphnia pulicaria
Lineage: Eukaryota; Metazoa; Arthropoda; Branchiopoda; Diplostraca; Daphniidae
Product: protein O-mannosyl-transferase TMTC1-like
Exons: 14
Coding region: 483-2993 (836 amino acids)
Biological process (GO): protein O-linked glycosylation via mannose
Molecular function (GO): mannosyltransferase activity; protein binding
Source: RefSeq, a predicted model, not a curated record
AAGGGGAACGGAGAGCAUGUGCGUGUCACGGUCUUGUACAGCAGCAGCAGCAGUAGCGACGGGCUGAUGAUGUGCUGGGCCUAUAUAAAAUUGCCAACAGCCCAGGCCAGUCACUUUAGUUGCUAAAGCAGCAGUCGACCGGACGGACCUCGUUUUGUUUUGUGUGUGUGUGUGUGUGUCCAGGUAGUGUGAUUCAUUUCUCCCGACGGGUGUAGAGAAAGAGACAGUGUACGUGUUGGGGAGUUUGUCUGCUGGCCCGGCAAUAUUGACACACAAAACAGUCCGACAGCUUGUGUGUGUGUGUCGACAACAAACAAACUUCCAGCGCCCAGCAAAGAAACAAGAAAUAAUAAGGCCGCUGCUCUGCUUUUUUUACACAUGAAGAUUGCUGGCAGUUGCAGCAGGAGCAGUCGGCUGGCGGAUAACAGCCAAAAGGGCCAGCAUCACACGUUAUACAUGACAUUGUGGACCAUGAAAAAGUGAUGGGUGCCGAGAAGAGGACGAGUCGUCCGUGCUGGGGCGCCGGGAUCGAGUGCGAAUCAAUGAAGUUUCUCAAACAACAACAACAGCGAGUGAGUUGUUGCUGUUGGAAAAGUGGCAAACCCAGUGCUGCUGCCGAACGGCCAGCAAUCUUGAACCAAGUGACAGCAUUGAGCGAAUGGCUGCCGUGUCUGAUUCCGCCGGCCCUGGCCGUGGGUGUCUACACCAACUCGUUGGGUGGCGAUUUCGUCCACGACGACCUGAGUGCCAUCACCGGCAACCGAGACAUCACCGACCCGACGGCCGGCACCUGGGAUUUCCUCUACAACGAUUUCUGGGGCACUUCACUGCUCGACCCGGCCAGUCAUAAAUCAUAUCGGCCGCUCACCAUUCUCACUUUCAAGUGGAACUACGCCUUGAGCGGACUCAACCCUUGGAGCUAUCACGCGGUCAACGUGAUGCUCCACGCCGCGGUCAGCGCCCUGUUUGCGUGGCUCUGUCGCAACUGCCUCGGCCUCUCCAAGUUGUCGUCGCUAUUGACCGCCUCCCUCUUCGCCAUCCAUCCUAUCCACACGGAAGCGGUUUCGGGUAUCGUGGGCAGAGCCGACAUCCUCACGACCUUGUUUUUCCUCUUGUCAUUCAUCAGUCACGACAGGGCAACGGCGAUGGAUUAUUCACGGCCGAGCGGAUUACCUCGUCGCCUGCAUUCCGGCACUAGUAGUACCUGCGUCACCGCUGUCGUGCUGAGGGUGGCCAGUUUGUUGUCUGCCCUGCUGGCCCUGGCCGCCAAAGAGAACGGCAUCGCCGCUCUACCCAUCGCCAUCAGCUGGGACAUGAUUCGACUCCAUCAGCAAUCGACGUGGCAUCACGACGACAGGAGCGGAAGGACUCGAUCUAAAACUUCCAGCAGCAAACUGACUGGAAAACCUAGGAGUGGUUGCGGCCGAUCCUGCUGGCAGUGGCUGAGGGUCGUAUCCAGGAGCUGGCCUAUCCUUUUACCCGUCGCCACGACGGUGGUGCUGCUAGGAGCCAGGAUCGCUCUGCAACAGGGCCAGCUCCCACUCUUUUCCGAGCAAGACAAUCCAGCCGCGUUCGCAUCCAGCCGCAAAGCCAGGAUACUCACCUUGCUCUAUCUGCCAGCCUUCAACAUGGGACUCUUACUCGCCCCAGUGUUGCUGAGUUACGACUGGCAGAACGGCUCAAUCCCAUUAGUGGAGGAUUGGCGCGACUGGCGUAAUGUGGCAACGCUCGUCUUCUACACGUCACUGGCCGCUGCUCUCGUCUAUUCGUGGAUCAACCGCAAAAAGGUGAUUUUGUGGAGCGCGGCCGUGAUGGUGUUGCCCAUGUUACCCGCUUCCAACUUGUUUUAUCCGUGCGGAUUCGUCGUCGCCGAGCGUCUUCUCUACCUCCCGAGUCUGGGUUAUUGCCUGAUCGUGGCUCUCGGUUUGCGGAUCGUCUUUCGCUCGACACGAUCCUGGACCGGCCGCCGGCUGCUGCUAUGCCAUCAAGGAGCGACGACUGGAUCCUACGACGACGGCGGCCCCUCAUUACGUCGCCGUCGCUCAUCGUCGUCAUCUUCUUCUUUUUCUUAUUUGACGUCAUCGUCUUCCGGCUGCUACUGGAUGAUGCCAGCGGGUCGUGUUGCUGGAAUGUUGGUGGUCCAUUGCCUUUUCUUAGUCGGCGCCGUCCUACUGGCCGUCACCUUUGCCACGAAAACUUGGACCCGCAACUUUGACUGGGCCGACCGGCGGACACUUUUCGAGUCUGGAUUGCGGACGCUCCCCAACAACGCCAAGAUGCACUACAAUUACGCCAACGUUCAGAAAGAUGACGGCCGCUGGGAAACGGCCAUCGAUCAUUACCGGACAGCCAUCGAAUUGUGGCCCAACUACGCCAGCGCUCUCAACAAUUUGGGGACCGUUUUGCUGGCCAGGGCUGACGACCUGGACGACGGCGAUGGCCGCAAAGAGUUGGCCGUCAGAGAGGCCGAGCUGCGCUUCCACGACGCCAUUCGCUCGCAUCCGCAUCACGCCCACGCCCACUACAAUCUCGCCGUUCUCUAUCUGCAACGGAACGAGACGGAACAGGCGCUCCAUCUACUGGGCCGGGUGCUGGCCCUCAAUUCCCACCAUCGGGAGGCCUUGAAUUUGAUCCAUUGGCUCCAAGCGCAGACUAAGAAGAAGAGCGACGAGGUGGUGGCGGCAGCAGUUGACGGCCUGGCUAAUCAUGGCCGGCCUUUUCCCAGCAUCAACCAUUAUCGAAAUAGUGCUGUUGCAGAGAGCAGCAGCAGCAGCAGCAGUGCAGCGAUUGGAUCGUUACCAUCAGCAGCAGUUCAUCAUCCGCCAACGACUGCUGCCAGCCCAGCAGCACUGCCGCCUUCGGCCGCCGGCCACUGGAUCACGGCCAAUCGAUUGCAGCCGACGCAGCGGGAGGAGUCUCGCCAGCAGCAGCAGCAUCGGAGCGGCACCACCUCCUCCUCCAACUACCGUUGGAACAAAACGGCCAAAAACUGACAAAAACAAAAUUCCCUCCCGAAUUUGAUGAUAUCGGAGACGAUUGAGGAUUGUUAUUGCCAAUUCCUCAUCAACUCAAACCACCUCACAUAAUAACUCGAAUGAAUGUUUGCUGCUGGCCUGUGACCAGGUUGUUUGUACAUGUACAUACUGAAUGAGAAUCAUUAUUGAUUGAGCUCGUCUAGAAUCGUGUCGCACGUGCAAGUGUCGAACUGUCACCCGUCAAUAAUGAACGAAUCGUGACUGGGCCAGAAUAUAGAGGACGAUAUGAAUACCCAAUAAUUAAACUCAAAGUGUACUGCUGCUCUGUGUACAUUGUCUACAUGAAUAAGAUAACUUUGCUAUUCAAAGAAAUAAUCAACACAAUUAUCCUAUAGCGCAAUAUUUAUUCGGAGCUAAUGAAAUACAAAUGUUGUCGCUUCUAUAACC